This is a messenger RNA of Zingiber officinale, 1763 nucleotides long. Its product is annotated as beta-1,3-galactosyltransferase 7-like. Gene Ontology annotation, cellular component: Golgi membrane. The transcript is spliced from 11 exons. Gene Ontology annotation, molecular function: beta-1,3-galactosyltransferase activity. Lineage: Eukaryota; Viridiplantae; Streptophyta; Magnoliopsida; Zingiberales; Zingiberaceae. The record is from RefSeq and is a predicted model, not a curated record. The coding region runs from base 219 to 1412 and encodes 397 amino acids.
AUUUAUACUUCCGUUCAUACUUGUGCUUUUGAAACUCGUGAAAUGAUGAGAUCGAACGCGUCUGGCGAGCAAGCCACGACAAAAUCCCUCCCCGAUCCAGUUCCGUGAUUCUUCCACCACCAUCUGCUUGAAAUCCGUCGGUAGGACUCCGGCUGGGAGGAUUCGUUUGAUAAAAUCUGGUUCUUUGAGCUCGAGAAGCUCCGCGGUCAGAGGCGGAGAUGCGGGGGAGGAGCGGCGGCGGUUGUGAUAGGAGAAUGUCGUAUCGAUGGAUGAUCAUCCUCUGCUCUUGUAGCUUCGCUCUCGGGAUGCUUCUCACUGACAAGUUUUGGGCGUUUCCGGAUGCAAACAGCCCGAUCAUCUCGAAUAGGCGAAGGCAGGAACAAGAGCUCAAGAUCAUCUCGGAAGAUUGUACCACCAAAAGGAAGCAUGAGGAAGAUAAGGAUGUUAUGGGCGAAGUGAGCAAAACACACGAGGCGAUUCAAUCUCUGGACAAGGCGAUCUCCACGCUUCAAAUGGAGUUGGCUGCGAAGAGGAGCUCGAGGGAGUUGAUCGGCACAGAUGGCUCGCCGACGGCAGGUCCUUUGACCGAACAUAGGAGGAAGGCUUUUGUUGUGAUUGGGGUAAAUACUGCGUUCAGUAGCAGGAAGAGAAGGGACUCGGUGAGAGCGACAUGGAUGCCACAAGGCGAAAAGCUCCAACAGUUAGAACAUGAAAAGGGAAUUGUGAUUCGAUUCACAAUCGGCCAUAGCGCUACAUCUAGCAGCAUUCUGGAUAAGGCUAUCGAUUCGGAGGAAGCUCAGCACAAUGACUUGCUCAGGCUGGAUCAUGUUGAAGGUUACCAUGAACUUUCUGCGAAAACAAAAAUAUUCUUUUCAACUGCUGUCACAAUUUGGGACGCUGAGUUCUUUGUCAAAGUGGAUGAUGAUGUUCAUGUGAAUCUAGGCAUGCUAGCCACGACUCUUGCUCGACAUAGAUCCAAACCGAGAACCUACAUAGGGUGUAUGAAGUCUGGGCCAGUACUUUCUGACAAGAAUGUGAAGUACCACGAACCCGAAUCCUGGAAGUUUGGAGAAGAAGGAAACAAGUACUUCCGCCAUGCAACCGGACAGAUUUAUGCUAUCUCAAAGGAUCUAGCUACAUAUAUCUCGAUCAACCAGCCGAUACUACAUAAGUAUGCCAAUGAAGAUGUAUCACUAGGUUCGUGGUUUAUUGGGCUGGAAGUUGAACACACCGAUGAGAGGAGUAUGUGCUGUGGAACUCCUCCAGAUUGCGAGUGGAAAGCCCAGGCAGGAAAUGUUUGCGUUGCAUCGUUUGACUGGAGUUGCAGUGGUAUAUGCAAAUCAGUGGAGAAGAUGAAGGAUGUUCAUGAAAGGUGUGGCGAAGGAGAUGGAGUGUGGAGUGCUUUGUUCUAAUGGGUUAUCCGACGUAUGUUUGUUUGUUUGUUUAUUCUACAUCAAACAAUUGGAGAAAGGCUGAUCGAAAGAUGAAGAACAGGUUUCUUCACGAAUACCAUAUGAUGAAUCGACACUUGCUCUCUUCCUCGGAGGCAAUUAUGUGCUAUCAUUUUCGAUAAACUGGUGAUGAUUAUGUUUUUUGGAGGAUUCUUGAUCGUAAAAUGAUGUCUGAAUUUUUUUUCCUUGAUUUAGAGAUGAAACAAGAAGGCAUUUAGUGUGAUAGACGGAGAGGAUGAUGCUAAUUAUGUAAUAUGUGUUUUAGAAAAGAAAAACUUCAUAAGAAAAUUAGAUUGUUUUUUGACUGAUUAA